Molecule: messenger RNA, 2906 nt
Organism: Hyposmocoma kahamanoa
Lineage: Eukaryota; Metazoa; Arthropoda; Insecta; Lepidoptera; Cosmopterigidae
Product: myosin-4-like
Exons: 11
Coding region: 1-2592 (863 amino acids)
Source: RefSeq, a predicted model, not a curated record
AUGUUCAAUUUCUUCAAGAAAAAGCUCCCGAAGAUCGACGAGAACGCCCGGCAAAACCCGAUCGAAUCAGUUGCAAGCACAUCACGACUCGACCAUGACGUAACCGCGAACGAAAACUCAAAAUUACGCAAAGAUGUAGUUAAUCUACUUAUACCGGAAACAGACUACAAUCAGAAAACUGGAGUUAGUGCGUUCCUGGACAUUAUGGCUGGAAAACGGAGAAAAAACAAAAGGAAAUCUGGAAGAACGGAAUCGGUAAGGAUAAGUCCUCCGAAAGAGACAAAAAAUACGUUGCACAGGAGCAAAAGCGAGAGAGAAACACGGCAUAUGGAGCGACCUAACGUAUGUGCGGACGAUUCCAAAAAUAAUUCAGACGCGGUACAGCAGAGAGACGACUCGGCUGAGUUUGUAAAAGCUCUAGUGCUACAGAAAUACGCUCCUAAGGACAAAACAGACAAGCAUGUCUCCUUAGUUUAUGUUACGCCGGAUUUAAGUGAGAAACAACAUGCAGAAGCCUUAUUACGCGAAAUAGCAAGAAGUAUUGAUUGUACCAUUGAUAAAAUUACUGAAGAAAUGGGAGGUGCUGAUAGUAAAAAUAAUAGCCGAGAACAAUUGUACGAAACUAUUGAAGAACGAGCACCAAUUGAAAAUUAUAAAAGUAAUUUGAAAGGUGAAUUAGAAAAAUUGUUAAACGAAAACAAUGCAGAUAAUAAAUCCCAAACAUUGAGUAUUGAAUCGCCAAACACGAUUAAAAAAUCAAAUUUAAAACCGCCAAAAUCAGAUACAGAAGGAUGUUCAGACGAUGACAGAUCAGAUAGCGGUAAAAAGAGGGUCACGUUUCAAAAGCAUAUAGUUUUUGAUGACGGUGACCGUCAGACUGAUGAAGAUGAAUCUUCUUUUGAGUCCAUAACUGACGAAGAAGAAGAGGAAGAAUAUUUAGAAGAUAACAUACAUGAUAAUGACGACAUAAUAGGAAGCAAUAUACCAGAUAACGAUGAGUUGUUAGGAGGUUUCAUAGUCUCAGACAAUAGAACUGUUAUAAAUGUAAACGAUAACGAACUCAAGCGAAUCUCAAGUGACAACAGUGACAGUGGCUUCAUAGAUACAGACAAACAGGAUGACUUAAGUGUUAAGAGUUUGGAAGUGAGUGAAAGCGAAAGUGACAGUGAAGUGAGUGAAAGUGAGACGGAAGAGGAGAUAAUCGAAGUUAUAGAAGAGAUUGCCGACGUCAUUGAACCGAAUGAUUCCAGACACGCUGAUAAACUGAAGGAUCUGCUGGAUAAGGAGAGCAGGAUCGCUAAGGAGAAGGAGGAACGGCAUUUCAAGACGGUAGAACGUCUGGAACAAUCGCACAGCAAGGCAAUAGAAACACUAAAGGCGGAGCAUGCAACAGCGGCCGCGUCCAGUAGAGCGGCUCUCGAGCGAACACACGCCGAGAGAACGAGAAAUGCGCUCGCGCAGUUGAGGGCCGAAGCUGAGCAAGAAGCCAAGAAUGCUGAUAGGAAGCUGCGGGAGGUUACCACUAGGUUCGAAAACCUAAAAGAAGUGCUAGCAGCCAAAGAAGCACAAUUUGAGAAGGCAUUAUCAGAGGCCCACAGUAAAGCAGAUUGGGACGUCAUGCAAUUACGCCAUCUAUUGGACAAGGCUGACAUACAAUACGCCAAUAAUGUGGAACAGAUGAACGAGCGGUUCGAGAAUGAAACAGAUCGUCUGAAUGAGGAGUGGUCGGAAAAACUCCGCGUAGUGGAAGAACAGGCGUCCUCGGCAGCUGACGAAGCGAAGAAGCUGCUGGAGACCACCAGAAUGAAGCUCAUUGCGGAAAAGAACGAUCAGGUUAACAAACUGAAGGAACAACAUCGACUGGAGAUGGAGGAGCAGUGGGAACAAUUCAUGAUAGAUAAAGAGACCUGCCUGACAAGAAUGAAGGCGGAAUGCAUCCAGGAGGGCGAAGAGGAUCGUGUCAAGAGGGAAAAGGACUUACUUGAAGAGAUUGCUGAACUCAAAGCACAGGUUCAAUCAAAGUCUGUCGACUUUGAUAACUUAUUAGUAAAGGCGGCUGCAUGUGGCAGGACUCUUGCUGUCACAGAGCAGGAGUUAAGAGAGGCUCUUGCUCGAGAAAAAGAACUGCGGGAGAAGAGAGCUGAAGAUCAAACGAAGAUUAAGCAAGUUGAAAGAGCUGGCAAGGACCAAAUCGACCAUUUGACGAGAAAGUGUGCAUGUUUGAGGAAACUUUUCGACGACAUUCGCGCUCGUUUAGCAUCCCGGGAGAAAAUAGCCGAGGAACAAUCAAAAGCGAAGGACAAAGAAAUCAUCCACUUGAAAGCUGAAGUGGCCAGACUUACUAAGAUGUUGGUUCAGGAGAGCUCACCGUCACUCGGCGCCAGAACUCGUGCAGAUGGUUGUGAAACCUUCUCACUCACAGAAUGCCCCAAGGUCCCAGGUAACAAAGCGCUCCGGAAACGGCCGACGCUGCCCGAGCUACCAAUCGACAAGCCGCGUGAUGCUCUCCGACCACGCGCGAAGAGCGUCGAUCUACCCCCUGUACAGGUGCCAGUUAGAAUCAAACAGUUAGAAGAAAGGUAUAAAGAAUAGAACUAGAUGUAAUUUUUUUCCCAGUGGUUAUACCACAAAUUUUAUUUGUAUUAUUAUUUUUUAUAUGUAGAAAACCAAAUAAAUAGUGUCUACUUCUGGCACUAAGGGUAUUUUUUCUUUAAUCUUUUUAAUUGUCACUAAGUUACGAAAAAUUUACUUUCGUAAUUAUAUGAAGUAGUAAAUACUGGUUGUUGCUAUUGUUCUGGUUAAAAGUAGAACAAGUAGUAAUUUUUGGAACGUUUAGUAAUGCAAAUACUUUAUUACCUGUAGUUCUACUAGUAGAGCCACAUGGAAAAUGGUGGAUUCGUAAAAAA